AGCUAAAAUCUCUGCCUCCAAAAAAACAAAAAAGGGAAAAUCUCUGCCCUCCAAAAAAUAUACAAAAAGGUUUCCCUUCUAAUGCCGUCAGAAAUCGGCGAGAAUCCGACAGCGGCGGCGGCGCUAGCUUUUCCUAUUGCGGCAUCCAUGGGUGGGAGCGCGGACGACGCGCCGUCGCUGCCGUGCCCGCGGUGCGAAUCGACAAACACGAAAUUCUGCUACUACAACAACUACAACCUCUCCCAGCCCCGCCAUUUCUGCAAGUCGUGCCGCCGGUACUGGACCCAAGGCGGCUCCCUCCGCAACGUCCCCGUCGGCGGCGGCACACGGAAGUCCUCUUCUGCCGCCUCCUCCUCCAAGCGCCAACGCGCCUCCUCCGCUUCCGCCGCCGCAGUUACCACCACCGACACCAACAACAAUUACAGCAAUAUCAACAUGGAUUCGUCGGCGUCGACUAACACGACGACAUCUUCGUCCUCGAAUUCCACCUCUUCGAUGUCUUCCCUCGCUCACGAGCAGCAGCACGAUCACUAUUCCGACCCGCUGCUUCACCUCGGAUUCGACCCGGUUUUCAGGUCGGUUGUGGAGGCCGGGAAGUGCGACGAGCUCAGUAAUCUGAAGGAGAAUCGGCAGCCGGUUGUGAGCGAGAACGGGAUCGCAAGCGGAAGCUUCAUCUCCCUUCUCAACAAUCAAGGAGGUGGGGGCGGUGAAGGUGGGCUCGUCGGGUACCAAACCGGGUACGGGUCGGGUCACGGGUACGGGUUCUACGGCGUGGAUCUUGGGUUAGCGGGUAAUGCUGCGACCCCGAGAGGAAUGUGGCCGUACUACUCUGCUUCGACCAGCACCACAACUACCGACUACCUCGGCGGCGGAGAUGGAGUCGGGUGCGGUGGUAAUGUGAUGGGCGCGUGGGCGCAGGUGGGUGAGAUGGAGAAGGGGAAUGGGGGAGGUUCGUAUGUGGACCCGGAUGGGUUUGCUGGGCCGAAGUUUGUGAUUCCGACGACAGCGAAAGGGCUGAUGAAGUGAAAAAAAUGGAGGUUGAAUUCGGGUCCAUCUUGGUUUGGUUGGUUUUGUUUUGGGGUGGAGUUAGUUAUUAGUUUCUUUCUAUAAUAAUAAUCAUAGUAAAAAUCCUCCUAAUCUGUUUCUGAGGAAGAAAGAAACAACAAUUAAAGGAAGGUUGGGGUAAUCUUGGGGGGUUUUGUUUUGUGUAGUGUAAUUUUGUUUUGUGCGAUCCCAGCUUCAGUUACAGCGGCGAAGGAGAAGAGGAGGCUUGUGGAUUUUGGGGAUUUCCAGGGAGUGGGAGGGGUUAUUCUCCGUCCCGUUUGGGUGUUGGCGUGUAGUUUGGUAUGUUAGAGAAAGUCUUUCGUUUGUUCAGUUCUCGAAUGAAAACAGAACCACAACAGAUUCUCUAUUUUUCGGCUAUCAGAAUCGACUCCCAAAAUUUGUAGUUCAAACAUGGUUAUUUGAGGUUAUUGUUGCUAAGAGGGAAGGGGACAGAGUUGGAGAAAACAAGGUUAGGUUAGUGGGGGAAGAUUUUGGAAGAGUUUUGGGUGUUGUACAAAUUCUCGAAAAUGAUUGAAUAUGAUUUCUGCUUUGUACAAAUAUGUUUUGGGAUCAGUACAAUACUAAUAUGUUUUGUGUCUAGUAAGAAUAUGUAAUUUAAUAUGUAGUAUAUUAUUUUGAAUAAAAGUCGUAAAAAUUA
This is a messenger RNA of Linum trigynum, 1702 nucleotides long. Lineage: Eukaryota; Viridiplantae; Streptophyta; Magnoliopsida; Malpighiales; Linaceae. The record is from the annotation of a GenBank genome assembly.